This is a messenger RNA of Telopea speciosissima, 1218 nucleotides long. RefSeq lists its product as uncharacterized. The record is from RefSeq and is a predicted model, not a curated record. The transcript is spliced from 7 exons. The coding region runs from base 1 to 1218 and encodes 405 amino acids. Lineage: Eukaryota; Viridiplantae; Streptophyta; Magnoliopsida; Proteales; Proteaceae.
AUGGCAUUAAGGGUGGUCAUGCUUGUAGCUUUGUUAGCAACUUCUUCAGUCAUUCUAAGUUACAAAGGAGUUUACGGAGGAGGAACUUCCCUCACCAUGGAAGCAGAAGAUGUUGAGUUGGAGAGACAACUCAAAGGUAUGAACAAGCCUGUAGUCAAGAGUAUCAAGACGGAUAAUGGCGAAACAUAUGAUUGUGUUGAUUUCUACAAACAACCAGCCUUCAACAACCCAUUACUGAAGAACCACAUACCCGAGAUGAGUUCUUCUGUUCAAAAAGAGACUCCUAAAGAAGCUUUUUCUGGAGCAAAACAACCUAAUCUCCAACUCGAUGGAGGGGGUUGCCCAUUAGGAACAGUUCCAAUUAGGAGGACAACAAAAGAAGAUCUACUAAGGUGGAAAUCCUACGCAAAACCUUCCGGUAAUUUUCACCAGUUCUUAAAUGUGGCCCCUGGUACCAUAUAUGAAGGUUUUGCACUGAAGGAUGAAAACUUCAAGUACCAUGGAGGUUCAACGUGCAUGAGUAUACACAAUCCCCCAGUCUCUGCUAAUCAAUACAGUGGAGCUUUGAUGUGGGUUCAAGGUGGACAAGACCAAGUACAAGUUGGAUGGCAUGUGAAUCCUAGGUUAUAUGGUGACAACAAGACCCAUUUUUUUGGAUAUUGGACUGCGGAUGACUCUCAAAAGAAGACUGGCUGCUUCAAUGCUAUAUGCAAUGGUUUUGUCCAAGUAAACAGAGCAAUACCCAUUGGUCAAGCUUUUUGCAAAACUUCUACCUACGGUGGUGAAAUAAUUGAGUUGGCAACCUUUCUUUUUCAGGAUAAUAAAAGUGGAAAUUGGUGGGUAUCAGUUGGAGAAAAUAUGACUAAUGUUGGGUAUUGGCCAAGAGAAUUAUUCAAUACUAUAAAAGAAUCCGCUCCUGUGGUUGGUUGGAGAGGGGAGGUUUAUGCUCUCCAAGACGAAAAACCUCCCCUAAUGGGGACUGGACGGUAUAGAUAUAGAUACCCACCACCAUUUGGUGGUCAUCCAGACCACAGAAGUACUGCGUAUUUCAGAGCAGUCCGAGUUAGCGGAGAAGAUUACAUUAGAAGAGGUCCCAAUGAUAAGAGUCUUCGAGUCCACAGAAAUGCUAUCAAAUGCUAUUAUGUGCAAGAUUUUCCCUACAUUGAUGACUUUUUUAGGCAUACAUUCUUCUAUGGGGGUUCUCUGUCAGCUUGCUAG